GGCGCUUCGACCUACGUCAUCGUCCUUGUGUGGUGUAGUAGUGACACUUGACGCUCAAUUGUCGCCUCAUAAAAGAAUGAGGCGUCAUGCCGUAAACACUCGAGGGCUCGGCGCUGUUGGCAUUGCACGUAGGUAGGAAGGAAACAAAACCUGGCCAAUCCACUCGGCCUGCCAUCUUGUCUGCCAUCUUGUCUGCUACCAAUCGCGGCUUCAAGCCUGCCUGAGAGGGCAUCCGAGACACCGUUGUGGUAGAUAUCCCUAUCCGGCGGCACCAUGAAGCGAGUAUUCGGCGGAAGAGACGACAACGAGGGGGCCUCCGGGGACAGACACUCCGAGUCCCACGACAAUGGACCACCGCCCGACGAGCACACGCGACUACUUCCGAACAGGGUCGACAGCGACAUCAGACCAGGUUAUCUCAGCCCGGACGAUCCAGCCGUGUCUCCAUACAACCUGUUCACGGUCCGGUUCACCAGAUACCUUACUAUAUUCUUCGCCAUCAUCACCUUCCUGUGGUGGGUGCUGCAGCUUGUGUCCAUAUUCGUCUCGCCUCCCGGGCUCUCCACCAGAGGGUCAGGGUUCUUCGGCCUCAGCUACUCCAGCAUCGCCCUGUCCACGUUGAUUGUCACCCUCCUCUUCUUCGCCGCCCCGUCCAAGGCAGCCCGGGUCCUCUCCGCAGUGGCGUCCGUGCUGUUGCUCGUUAACGUAAUCAUCAACGUGUCCGUCCAGAAGACCAGGCAUGAGGAAGCAUGGACAGGCAUUGCGAGCGUUGUCUGGGCCUUCUUGAUGGCGGUCUGGUCGCUAUCUGCCGACCGGAUCGUCCAGUGGGGUAAGAGGGAAGAAGAAGAGCGAUUGACCGGGCGCGAGGAGCCGCGGCGGACACUGCUCGAGUGGACUCAGGUACUGCUCUCGACCAUUGGCUUCGCCGUGCUUGCCGUGGUUGCGCUGCUCCUGACCUUCGCCCUCAUCCUGAGAGCCGUGGAUGCCAAGAUAGCGGCUCCUGGCGAACUCUACUGGGUGGAUGGCGACAAAUAUCAGAUCCAUCUUUAUUGCCGUGGCAACGAAACGGACUCCAAGGGAAAUAAGCUGCCGACCGUGCUCUUCGAGGGCGGAGAGGACCCAGUGGAGGAUGGACUGUGGCAAUUUGCAGACAAUGCUCUGAAGAAUGGGUCCUUUAGCAGAUACUGCUUCUCAGAUCGGCCUGGCUACGCAUGGAGCGACAACGCCCCGUCACCAUUCUCUGCCAGCCAGGCGACGGAGGCUCUGAGCGAAGCGCUCGCCCGUGCCGGCGAGACUGGACCCUGGGUCCUCGCCAGCGCGGGCAUUGGAUCCAUCUACUCGCGUGUGUUCUCCUCGCGGCAUGGCAAGGAAAUCAAGGGUCUUGUCCUGAUUGACCCGCUGCACGAGGACCUUCUUCACCGCAUUGGUACACCCGGAAGAGGCUUCACGCUCUGGUUAAGGGGAGUCAUAUCCCCUCUUGGCCUCGACCGCAUCCCCGGUGCUCUAUUCAACGGCCGCACGAGCGAGGACCGAGUAUACGGAAGAGCCUCUUACCAGACUGGGAAGCAGAUAUUUGCUAAGCUGCAGGAGAGCCUGGUGGCCGACUCCCUGACGAAGCGGGACGUCACAUCGAGCCGGGCCAUCCAAGCACCCGAUGUUCCUCUCGUCAUCAUUAGCUCGGCCAUUAAGGUCCGGACCGACAGCCAGUGGGAGGGCAAACAGCGUGAUCUCACCCAUCUGACCGAGAACUUGCACGAUUGGGAUAUUGUGAACAAGGCCCCGCAUCAGGUAUGGAAAACGUUGGACGGGAGGGAGGUCAUUGAGAAGAGAAUCAGACAGUUGGUUCAAGGGAAGUAAAAGGCUCGGCGAGACCAAUAAUAAGCAGCAGCAACACACUUAUCAGGGACUUGUUUUGGUUGGCAGGAAUGCCACAAGUACACCGGGGUCUGCUAGUUCUUCCGCGAGUGGACUGAGCAGGUAUAGCGAAGGAGUACUGUAUCUACUGUGCAUGCUUGAGUUUUGAGAUUCUGUGCUUCUUCUGUUUUCCCAAAUUGGGCUUCUUCUUGGUUCCUUUGCUUUUCUGAAUUCUUCUUUCAUUUUCGCCUCCAAUUUCUAGUGGUGCAAGCAAGCAGACAAACAAAAUACGUGCCCGACUGGGAGCAUAUUCAUCUA
This is a messenger RNA of Diaporthe batatas, 2172 nucleotides long. RefSeq lists its product as uncharacterized. The transcript has 3 exons. The coding region runs from base 274 to 1857 and encodes 527 amino acids. The record is from RefSeq and is a predicted model, not a curated record. NCBI's taxonomy places the organism in Eukaryota, Fungi, Ascomycota, Sordariomycetes, Diaporthales, Diaporthaceae.